AAGUAGCAAUGGUUGUUAUUCUCACUUCAUCUCUUAAUUAUUUAAAUCCUUUUACAAAGAUAUCAAAUACUGAUUUAGUGGCAAAUUUAUUUAGUGAAUGUUCAGAUAAAAAAGAUUCAUUAGAUGUAUAUCCAAUAUUUUAUUUACUUGCAGUGGCCUUAAUCUCCAAAUUUUUAACAUGUAUAAUAACUUUUGGUAUAAGAACCCCAGCUGGUAUAUUUAUACCUGCAUUAUUAAUUGGUGCAUGUUUUGGUAGAAUGUUGGGAUUGUACCCGGAUUCUCCAGUGUUUGAACAAUGUGAUCCAAGAGCACCAAAUGAUUGUGUGAUACCUGGUGUAUAUGCGAUGGUAGGAGCUGCUGCUGCUUUAGCUGGUGUGACUAGAAUGACAGUUUCUUUAACAGUAAUUAUGUUUGAAUUAACAGGUGCAUUAACAUAUGUGUUACCAAUAAUGACUUCAAUAAUGAUAUCUAAAUGGGUAGCAGAUGGAUUUGUUCAUCAUGGAAUUUAUAAUUUGUUGAUUGACUUGAAUGAACAUCCUUUUUUGGAUGCAAAUGCUGAAUAUAUUCAAGCAACAAAUACAUUUGAUUUGACACAAAAAGAUUUAGAAGUUAUUGAUGUUAAUGAUUUGAAUACUGUGGCAAUUUCAGGUUAUUCAGACACAGGAUUUCCAAUAAUAGAUAAUAAUAUGUUGGUAGGAUAUAUAGCAUCAACAGAAUUGGAACAUGCAUUAAAUGAUUUGCCACCAAAAUAUGAUGCUACAACAAGAUGUUAUUUCAAAGAACCUGAAUUUAGUGUUAUUCAAAAUCCUGAUAAAUCUGUGGAUUUUACUGUUUAUAUGGAUCAAGCUCCAUUAACUGUAUCAAAAAAUUCAUCAUUAGAAGUUAUAUUAGAAUUAUUUAAAAAAUUGGGAUUAAGAUAUGUUUGUGUGACUGAAAAUGGUCAAUAUGUUGGUGUUAUACACAAAAAAUGGUUACUAAGAUAUUUAAAGGAGAUGGAAGGAAAAAAAGAAGAUUAG
Entrophospora sp. SA101 is the source of this 1016-nucleotide messenger RNA. The record is from the annotation of a GenBank genome assembly. NCBI's taxonomy places the organism in Eukaryota, Fungi, Glomeromycota, Glomeromycetes, Entrophosporales, Entrophosporaceae.